AUGGACUCGGCUCCCGCCUCCGCCGCCGUGGCGUUCCCCAGCUUCGCCGAUGUCGCCGGCGCCGUCGCGCUCCUCUUCCUCGCCGACUCGUCGCCCGCGCCGUCCCCGUCCCCACCUCCUCCCAGUCUCAGCGACGAGCUCUCGUCCUACUCGGGUUCCUCCGCGUCCUACUCCGGCACCUCGGCGAGGUCGUGCGUGUCCGACUCGGCGCAGCGUGGUCGCCCCGUCGACCCCCUCCGCGUGCUCGCCGUCGUCGCCUCCCUCCGCCGCAUCGACCCCAAGGUGCUCGCCAGGGCAACGAACACGCUGUUUCAGGGAGAGUUGUCGAAGAAGAGGAAGGGCGUGUGGAUCCACAUCGACGACGAGGAGGACGAGAGCGAGAUGGACAGCGCUGUAGCCAGCGAGGGGAGCGUCGUCACGGGCGCCGCCGCCGCUGCGUCAGCAAGCUCCACGGCCACGUCGAGGAGAUCCCAGCGGCCUCCGCGGGCGAGUGGUGGUGGCGACCAGCUGCCGCGAAGGGCCGACUCGAUCAUGAAGUGGCUAUCGCGGCCGGAAGCGGUGCCAGCAACGGAGACGGCCAUCCGCGCUGCCAUCGGCGACAAUGCCGGGACAAGCAAGGCGCUGCGCUGGCUGCUGACGCGUCGGGGCUGCUUGCGACGUUCCGGAACUGGUGGCCGCCGUGAUCCGUAUGUUUACAUGGAACUUGGGAACCUGAUGAUCACUGCACAAUCAGACAUCACAGAAUGAUUUCUGAAAUUUGUGGUCACAGGCUGAUCCAAUGAAGUAAACUAAGUUGUGUUUAUAGCAAAUGAGAUGGUAACUUUAAAGCUACUGGAAUUGCCAAGUAACUUCUGAGCAGUGAGCGGUAUUUAGUAAUUUCUACUACCUGUUGUAUAGGCAUAGGGGAAACCAAAGUUGUCAUGUUAGAAAGAACUUGCAAAGACAUCAGUAAAUAUAGGCUACUGGAUAGAAAUAUAGAUAUAAGAUCGUAUAAGCAGAAAUUUUAGGUGAUCUCUCUUUAUAUUAAUGUAUGUUGAACUGGUAUAGUUAAGAAUAAUGAGUUCCAUUUUAAGAUAUUUUGUUUUCAGUUAAAUGAUGUCUGAACUUUUCUGUGAGAGUGAAAUCAUGUUGUUGAA
Messenger RNA from Oryza brachyantha (malo sina), 1136 nucleotides. RefSeq lists its product as uncharacterized. The transcript is spliced from 6 exons. NCBI's taxonomy places the organism in Eukaryota, Viridiplantae, Streptophyta, Magnoliopsida, Poales, Poaceae. The record is from RefSeq and is a predicted model, not a curated record. Bases 1 to 747 code for a protein of 248 amino acids.